Messenger RNA from Stylophora pistillata, 1005 nucleotides. RefSeq lists its product as uncharacterized. Lineage: Eukaryota; Metazoa; Cnidaria; Anthozoa; Scleractinia; Pocilloporidae. The record is from RefSeq and is a predicted model, not a curated record.
UUGACCACCUACUCACAAACACAAGUGACAAACUGUGAAACCGUUUGUUACAGAUCAGCCCUACUGACUACGCCGACUCGCAAGUCUACGGUUCUCAUGGUGCAUCAGGGAAAGUUCGAAAAAUACUAUACGAGGAAAACGCUUUUCAUGUGAUCUUUUAAAGGUUGAAUUUAUCAAGAUCAGGAAAAAGGACAGUCAAAAGUCGACUCGAGUGACGUUCUCGUACUUUGACAACAGCGAUCUCUUGUGAUCUGUACUGUGUACCACAGAGCCCUACUUGCAGUCAUGUUUCUUCGAGGUGAUAACGGUUUUUGGAAAUCCCGACGGACUAUCCCAAACGUCAGCUGUUUUGUUCAGAGCGUUUACAGCCUUAUGAUGUCAUCUAAACUCGUAGCGGUUCAAUGUGAGGCUGCAGCACUACUGGUUGAGUUGUCGACGGUUCCACAGGUGCUAGAGGGUGUUGAAAGGUGCUAUAUCAAGAUUUUGGCUCAAAAAAACGUUGACGAUACCUUGAAGAAAAUCGCUCUCGAAAGACUGAAAAACGUCCAAGAAAAAAGAAAAUCAUCCUCACAGAGUCAAAAAAGGCGGAAAAGACUUGUCAAAUUAUAGAGAACGGAAAUUAAGGAUCAAAAUUCAUCUAUAAAAAUGGAGUAAACGUUCCAAGAUGGCGAGAGGGGAAUGUUUUGUGGUGCUGUUCUCAGCAUCCAAUCAGAAAGAAAUACGUCACAAGAAGCCAAUCGAUAUUCAAAGAACAAAGAGAAAACUAUUUGACACGCGCGAAAAAGGCACGUGACUGAGCGAAUGGUGUCAGUUUGAGCAUAGUUACUAUGGUAUGAGGUGGCACGAGUUUUCUAGACCAAUCAGAACGCAAAGUAAUGUUCACACAUUUGAAAAUACUCAAAUGAACUUAUGCCCUCGUGAUUUCUUCACUUUUUCUGGAGUGGCAUUAUCAGGCUGUACAUUCUGUUUAUUGCGUUAAAAAAAAAAAAAGUAUGACGAAGCUCA